Molecule: messenger RNA, 1476 nt
Organism: Lasiosphaeria miniovina
Lineage: Eukaryota; Fungi; Ascomycota; Sordariomycetes; Sordariales; Lasiosphaeriaceae
Exons: 5
Coding region: 1-1476 (491 amino acids)
Source: RefSeq, a predicted model, not a curated record
AUGUUGGCAGGCUUCUAUCUGCUGGCGGCGUCGGCAGCCGUGCUGGUGUUGGCGCAAGCUCCGGCGCGGGGACAAGUGAUUCCUGGGUGCACAACCAUCUCGUUCCAGAUCCCGAGCUGGUUUGUCGGCGACCUCCUGUUCAUCGGCGCCCGCGGCCACGUGAGCAACGUCUCGUUCAACGUCCUCAACCGCGCCGCCAACUACACGGCGGACCUGGCGUGUGCGCUGGGCCAGAGCGGCUGGAACGAGUGUGACGUCCAGGGCACGAACACGUCAGGGCUCCAGGCCUCGGUCUACAUCAACGGGCCGCUUGCGAGUGUCUCGCUGAACCAGACGUGGACGUGCAACGACCGAAACGGGACUGAUCCCUUCCCGUUCACGGCUGCUGGAAAUGGCUCGGUCUGCAAGGCGGUCAACUCGCCGUUCCUCGUCAAGGCCGCCCUCCUCACCCCCGUAGCCAUCACGCCCGUCUACGCCGACGGGCCGACAGGCCACAACACGCCCGGCUGCGCGGCCGCGGCCACGAGCCCCUCGUGGAGCCUGUCGGACAUCCACUAUGUCAACCAGACGGGCGACGGGAUCCAUUCCACAAACCAGGAGAGCUUCAACGUCAUCGUCUACAACGCGGCAAUCGGGUACACGGCGAGCUGCAUGCCCGGGGUCGGCAAUGCCAUGGUGUGCGCCGGCGACGAGUUCGGCUCCAUCGGGAGAGACCGGUACUCGCUCUCGACAGACGCCACGUUUGACCCCCAGACCUUUCGCUUCAGCAUCAACCAGACGUGGUACUGCGACGACGCCGACCCUGGAAAGCCUGUCGCCAUCAAGGCGUCGGCAAGCCAGGUCCUCCCGCUGAAGUGCUCGAGCGCCGCCAUCGAGGGCGUGCCCAACGGCGAGAAGAAGACGUGUGUGACGGACGACACGACGCUCAAGGGCGCGCUCGUGUCGCAGCAGUCACUGGCGCCGUAUUCGAUCGAGGACCCGACCAUCAUGCCGGACGGCUGCACCAUAGAGUCGGUGCUAGGCCCGCAGUGGACGUUCAGCUCGUUCGAGGUCGACACGCCCGACUCCGGCAGCAGCGGCCCGCCGUCGGUCAGCUUCAACGUGAUCCUGCAGACGCAGAACCGCGGCUUCCAGUUCCCUCUCAGCAUCUACCAGGGCGCACCCAUCGCCAACAGCAGCGCGUGGUACGAGUGCGACCUCGGUGGCGGCGGCAACACGGGCCAGCCCCUGUGGCCCAUCGCCUGCAGCUUCCAGUACACGCCGGCCACGCAGGCCCUCGUCCUCAAGGCCGACUGGAGCUGCAGCGAGUUUGAUCCCGUCCACCCCAUUAUCUUCAGCGGCAUCACCACCACGACUAUCAAGAGCCCCAUGUCCUGCAGCACCGCCGAGGGCAUCUCGCAGUGCAUCGCCACCGACCUCUCCUACUCGUGGACGGCUGACAUCCACAACGUCACAUGGUAUACGGGGACACGGUGA